GUGUCUCUCUAAAAUUUAGUGAAGAAAAAAAAAAAAGACACAAGUCUUGUUUGCGGUUUUUGUGUGAUCUCUAAUCUCUCUCUCCUUGUUUUAGUUUGUUGCGAUUCUUAUUCUCCUCCUCUCAAUCUUCCCCUCUUCUCAUUCAUUCUUCUUUCAUUUCUUCAGAUUCGAUCUCUCUAUUUGUUUCCUUUUUCAUAUUAGUAUUAUGCUUUGCUUUCUUUGAGCUGGUGGAUUCUUUGCUUUUGCAACCACUCAUAAAGGUAUCAUUUUGGUGCAAGUGGGCUUAUUUUUACAUAGAUCUGCAACCCCUUUUUGAUAGAAAGGUGAAAAAAAAGUUGUUGUUGAAGAUUGUAAAAGGUUCAGCACUUUUUUGAGGCUGAAAGAUUUUUAAUUUGGCAAUUGUUUUUUUUUUUUUUGAUGUUUCUGGAUGAAAAGGGUGGAUUUGUUGGAUUGAGGGGAGAAUUGGGUAUUUGGAAUUUGAAGAAAAUUAUUGUAGGAUUUUGUAAUUAGAAAACGGGUGUGACGGAUUCGAAUACGGAGAAUAGAGGGGUUGGUUGUGUUGGUGCUCUGGAUUGUUUAUUGAAUAUAGUCCGGGCACUCCGGACGGGGUCCUGCUUAACUUAUGAAAGCAGGACCCCUGUUCCGGGUUCUCCUACAUCUGCUGUUGGAGUUAAGAAGAAGAAGAGUAGGAGGGUAUCUAGGAAUUCUUCCUUCAACAAAUGCAAGGAAGAACAGCUGCGUAAGACUCCUGGACGAUUGUUCUUGAAUGGAUCGAGCGAGGCAGCUUCACUAUUCACUCAGCAAGGCAAGAAAGGAACGAAUCAAGAUGCCAUGGUUGUUUGGGAGAACUUCGCUUCCAGAACAGAUACUGUAUUCUGUGGUGUUUUUGAUGGCCACGGUCCUCAUGGCCAUAUGGUUGCCAAGCGAGUCAGAGAUUCCCUUCCGUCGAAGCUAAGUGCACAUUGGGAAGUUAGUCUGAAAAGUGAGGAUGUUCUAAAGGAGAUCAGUCUAAAUGCUGGGGCUAGCCUAUAUCCCGAGGAUGCUUCCCUUAUAUCCGCGGCCGAUGACUCUAGGGUUUCAAUUGAUGUUGAAGAGACUGGAAAGCACCCAGAGAUCUUUCAGACUUUGAAGGAAUCAUUUUUGAAGGCUUAUAAGGUUAUGGACAGGGAACUGAAAAGCUACACUAAUAUUGACUGCUUCUGUAGUGGGACAACAGCUGUAACCCUUAUUAAACAGGGCCAGGAUCUUGUUAUAGGAAAUGUAGGCGACUCCCGAGCAAUUCUAGGUACCAGAGACAAAGAUGGUUCUCUAACUGCUGUACAAUUGACAGUGGAUCUGAAGCCUAAUCUACCAGCGGAGGCUGAAAGAAUUCGUAAAUGUAGAGGGCGUGUUUUUUCUCUUCGCGAUGAACCAGAGGUUGCAAGAGUGUGGUUGCCAAAUAGUGACUCUCCUGGACUUGCCAUGGCACGUGCUUUUGGAGAUUUUUGCCUGAAGGAUUUUGGUCUCAUCUCUGUACCCGAAAUAUCAUAUAGGCGUUUAACAGGAAAAGAUGAGUUCAUUGUUCUGGCAACUGAUGGGAUAUGGGAUGUACUUACAAAUGAUGAAGUUGUAAAGAUUGUUGCAUCUGCUUCAUCCCGUUCGUGUGCAGCUCGAUCGCUAGUUGAAUCAGCUGUUCGAGCCUGGAGGACAAAAUACCCUACUUCUAAAGUUGAUGAUUGUGCAGUUGUUUGCCUUUUUCUUGAUUCAAACUCAAACAACUUGUCCACUGCUUCCAAUACAGAAGACAGUGACAAGACUGUCUCAAUGAAAGCAAAUGAAGUUGGUGCCAAGACAGGUGAUGCCUCAGGUCCAACUGCAUUUACUCGUUCUGGAACUGUUCGAGAAGCUGAAGUUUCAGAAGAAGAGAUAGAGGAAGCAUCAGAACAUGAGGAACUGCUCUCAGAGGUGGGGGCGGAAUGGUCUGCACUGGAAGGGGUUUCCCGGCUGAACACAUUAUUGACACUGCCAAGGUUUGUGCCUGACAAGGACGAGAAUUAAACUGUCUGGAAUCGAACUCAAAGAAGCAACAGAGGGUGAGAUUUCAAAGUUUGGAUUUAUUUCUUUCGGUUAUUUUUCAAUUUUAUUUAGUUCCAUCCAUUUUAAGGUCUCACAUAUCUAUCUACUGGGAGGAAAAAAAAACUUAGGGGCAUUUUAUAUUUGUUGUAGACUGGAGAGGUGGCCCCAGCUAUAUUAGAGUGUCUGGGAAUCAUCCAUUCUCUUCCUAGUGUUGGUAAAAGUGGAAUUUUUGUAAAAACCAACUCUCCUGUCUUGGUUGCUAGCUUUCUUUUCUUUCGCAUAUAUACCAAGAUUGUGUGUACCUUAUCAAAGAGAUAUCGAGAUUGUGUGUUUUUCCAUCA
This is a messenger RNA of Solanum pennellii, 2396 nucleotides long. Its product is annotated as probable protein phosphatase 2C 33. The record is from RefSeq and is a predicted model, not a curated record. The coding region runs from base 832 to 2037 and encodes 401 amino acids. The transcript has 5 exons. Lineage: Eukaryota; Viridiplantae; Streptophyta; Magnoliopsida; Solanales; Solanaceae. Gene Ontology annotation, molecular function: protein serine/threonine phosphatase activity. Gene Ontology annotation, biological process: protein dephosphorylation.